Molecule: messenger RNA, 990 nt
Organism: Rotaria sp. Silwood2
Lineage: Eukaryota; Metazoa; Rotifera; Eurotatoria; Philodinida; Philodinidae
Source: the annotation of a GenBank genome assembly
AUGUGUCCUGUUCCAUUCAGCAUAGAAGCACAAUCGGUUAACACUCGAAUAUCUAGUUAUUCGGUUCAAUGGAUAUGGAGUCAACCGAACAAUACACUUUAUCUUCUAUCGUUCCAGUCAGUUGCACCAGUUGGUGUCGAUUUUCGCGUUCGAUACUGCUGCCCAGCAGGUUCAUUCGUUACCCCAAUAACAACUACUACACCUAUGCCUUUUGAUAGUAUUACUUGUGGUAAACAAGCAAUUGCUCCACGAUUAAACUUAAUGAAUCGAAUCUUUGGUGGAACGGAUGCCAUCCCCAAUUCUUGGCCUUGGAUGAUUUACUAUCAAGAGGAGAAAUUAUGUGGAACCAAUUUGUGUUAUGGUGUAUGUGGUGGCACUUUAAUUAGCGGAGAUUAUGUGCUCACAGCCGCUCACUGCAUUGGAACAAACAAUCCAUCAAAUAUUAUCUUGACUGCCGGUAUGCAUAAUCUACUAUCGACUACAGAGACGAGCAUGCGACAAGUCAGCACUGUUCGAGCAAUCUAUAUUCAUCCGCAAUACGAUCCAACAUUAUUUAUCAACGACAUUGCUGUACUACAUGUGACUACACCAUUCACAUUCACUCAGUAUGUUCAACCGGCAUGUUUGCCUGGUGCUGAACCACAACCCGAUGACCAAGUAGUUAUCGCUGGAUGGGGUACCCGAAUCUUCGCUGGUGUACUCAAUGAUAUACUGCAGCAAACCUAUACGAAGAUCGUUGGUAUGUGCGAGAGAUGGUGGUCAUUUGUAGAUAGCUCUCGACAGAUAUGUGUUGCUGAUCGGAUCAAUGGCAGUUCGGCAUGUCAAGGUGACAGUGGUGGGCCCAUUCUAUCUCAAUAUCAAGGGCAAUAUGUCGUCUCGGGUAUAGCUAGUUAUACACGCGAUUGUAACACAGCUGGUGCUGAAAAUCCACCUAAUGUUUAUACACGUGUAGCAGCCUACAAGACCUGGAUUAAAGGCAUCACUGGGUGA